GGAAAAUCAGUUAAGGACAGUGCGAAGUGCUUUAACUCAAAUCAGUAAUGUUCGCAGAUUAUCACCAUCUGAAGAACAAGAAUUAAAUGACAUCAUAGACUUUCUAGAAAAUCCUGAUGCUCCACCCACUGACCUUACUAUCCGGCAAUUACAAUCUGCUUUAGAAAACUCUAGUUUGGUUGAUACUGAUAAUUUAGCGAGCGAUGCAACUAAGAAAGCCAGCCUAAUCAACACGAUGAAGGCUUAUCGGGAUGCUGAUAAUCAGGCCUUAGAUUUAACCCA
Molecule: messenger RNA, 282 nt
Organism: Paraglomus occultum
Lineage: Eukaryota; Fungi; Glomeromycota; Glomeromycetes; Paraglomerales; Paraglomeraceae
Source: the annotation of a GenBank genome assembly